Messenger RNA from Racocetra persica, 302 nucleotides. The record is from the annotation of a GenBank genome assembly. NCBI's taxonomy places the organism in Eukaryota, Fungi, Glomeromycota, Glomeromycetes, Diversisporales, Gigasporaceae.
AGCUAUCAGCAAACAAAACUGAAGAAGCAGGAGAGCAGGGUCUACAGAUCGAAGCACUACAGGUGACCAGCACUAUUUCUCCAAUCAUGAGCAAAGAAUCAGAAGAUACUGGAGAUGAAGCUCCGAUUUUCAAGCCCAGUAAUGAGAUUACGAUCCUUCAAUCCAGAAUCAUUACCUCUGGUAAUAUUCCUAAAGCUCUGAUUGAUUCGGAUGGUGAGAAUAUGGGCUUCGGAAUAGAGCAACUACCUUUUUGCAAUGAUCCACCAAGGUGCUCUGAUAGUGAUCCCAAUGGUCCACCAAAG